AUGGAUAUUCCAAAGCUUUAUAUAGUUGUUAAUAUGUAUGUCUUAUUUUUGUCUCUUGUUUUGGCUGAUCUUGACGUUGAUCACAACAUCAAAAUGUCAUUUCUUAAACCAUCAAUGCCUACUCCGCAUUCAAGACCUAGUCGACCUCCACCACUAUCUCCUUCAAAUUUGAAUAUUGGAAUGUUGGCAAAAGGGUCUACACCGCCAUCAGAAUCAGGUGGACCUCCACCACUAUCUCAUACAAAUUUGAAUUUUGGAACGUUGUCAAAAGGGCCUACUCCGCCAUCAGGGCCUAGUGGACCUCCACCACUAUAUCUGAAUUUUGGAACGUUGCCAAAAGGGUCUACUCCGCCUUCAGGACCUAGUGGACCUCCACCACCAUUUCUUGUAAAUUUGAAUUUUGGAACGUUGCCAAAAGGACCUACUCCCCCAUCAGGACCUAGUGGACCUCCACCACUAUCUCUGAAUUUUGGAACGUUGCCAAAAGGGUCUACUCCUCCAUCAGGACCUAGUGGACCUCCACCACUAUCUACUGCAAAUUUGAAUUUUGGAACGUUGCCAAAAGGGCCUACUCCGCCAUCAGGACCUAGUGGACCUCCACCACUAUAUCUGAAUUUUGGAACGUUGCCAAAAGGGCCUACUCCGCCUUCAGGACCUAGUGGACCUCCACCACCAUCUCUUGUAAAUUUGAAUUUUGGAACGUUGCCAAAAGGACCUACUCCCCCAUCAGGACCUAGUGGACCUCCACCACUAUCUACUGCAAAUUUGAAUUUUGGAACGUUGCCAAAAGGACCUACUCCCCCAUCAGGACCUAGUGGACCUCCACCACUAUCUACUGCAAAUUUGAAUUUUGGAACGUUGCCAAAAGGACCUACUCCCCCAUCAGGACCUAGUGGACCUCCACCGCUAUCUCUUGCAAACUUGAAUUUUGGAACAUUGCCAAAAGGGUCUACUCCGCCAUCAGAAUCUAGUCGACCUCCACCAAUAUCUCAUGCAAAUUCAAAUUUUGGAAUGUUGCCAAAAGGGUCUGAUCCACCAUCAGGACCUAGUGGUCCUCCACCACUAUUUUCUGCAAAUUUAAAUUUUGGAAUUUUGCCAAAAGGUCCUACACCGCCAUCGGGACCUAGUCGACCUCCACUACUUCAUCUUUAA
This is a messenger RNA of Trifolium pratense (red clover), 1152 nucleotides long. RefSeq names its product basic salivary proline-rich protein 1-like. Gene Ontology annotation, biological process: floral organ abscission. The transcript has a single exon. Lineage: Eukaryota; Viridiplantae; Streptophyta; Magnoliopsida; Fabales; Fabaceae. The record is from RefSeq and is a predicted model, not a curated record. The coding region runs from base 1 to 1152 and encodes 383 amino acids.